Tripterygium wilfordii is the source of this 1329-nucleotide messenger RNA. RefSeq names its product stemmadenine O-acetyltransferase-like. The coding region runs from base 1 to 1329 and encodes 442 amino acids. The transcript has a single exon. NCBI's taxonomy places the organism in Eukaryota, Viridiplantae, Streptophyta, Magnoliopsida, Celastrales, Celastraceae. The record is from RefSeq and is a predicted model, not a curated record.
AUGGAAUUAGUUCAAGUCACUUCACAAGAAAUCAUCAAACCAUCUUCACCAACACCCCCUCACCUUAAGUACUUCAAAAUCAGUAUUUUCGACCAGCUUUACCCCGUAUAUUAUGAACCACUUUUGUUCUUUUAUCGCUCCAAUCCCAAUCUUUCUAUUGAAGAGAAAUUGGGUCGAUUGAAAGAGUCUUUAUCGAAAACCCUAACUCGGUUUUACCCACUUGCCGGAAAGAUCAAAGACUCUACCACCAUCCAUUGUAACGACGAGGGCGUUUUGUUUGCAGUAGCCAGAGUUGGUUACGCCAUGAUUGAUUGUCUUAAACCUCUAAACAUUGAGCUACUAAACAAGUUUAUUGUGUUACACCCUACUUGCAAAGAGUCACCGGAGAAGUCGGUGCAACUUGGCAUUCAGGUUAACAUCUUUACAUGUGGUGGUAUUGCUAUUGGUAUCUCUUUCUUACACAAGUUCAUAGAUGGUACCACCUUUAUGGCUUUCGUCAAAGGGUGGGCUGCCAUCACUCGCGAAAAUUUCAAUCAAGAAUGGUGUCGACAUAGUGUGGGAGCAUCACUUUUCCCACCUAAUCAUGGACAAUUUUCAGCUCAAAUGCCAUUCUUCGCGGAAAUCACUCCGAGGCCGGAACAGAAGAAGAUCGCAAAAUGGUUUGUGAUUGAUGCUGCUGCCAUAACUUCGCUCAAAAUGAAGUCUAGAAGUGAAAAUGUUUAUAACCCAACUCGCGCGGAAGCAAUCUCUGGACUCAUAUGGAAAUGCCUCAUAAGCAGUGAUUCUCCAGAACCGACUACGUUGGUACACUUAAUUAAUUUACGGCCAAAAUUAAGUCCUCCGCUACCGGAGAAUUCCGUCGGGGUUAUUAUGUGGAGAGCAAUUGCAACUUAUGACCCAAGAAAGGAAAGAAAGAAAGAACUACCUCGCUUAGUGGAUCUUCUGAGAAAAUCAAUAGCGGAAGUGAGUGCCGAAUAUCUGUCGAAGUUGCAGGGCCAAGAAGGGAAGGAGAAAAUGUUUAAGGUACUAGAAGAAGGGAGAGAAAUCUAUGCUAGGUCAAGAAGAACUUAUGUGGUUUCUAGUAUUAGCAAGAUGGGAUUCUAUGAAGCAGAUUUUGGAUGGGGAAAUCCUUUAUGGGCGACGGUAUCACCGAUCAUUCAAGAAGUGCAAAUUAACAUGAUUUACCAAAUUCAGACCGAAUCUGGCAAUGGCAUAGAAGUAAUGGCGAUAUUAGAGGAUCGUGACAUGGAGAAAUUGGAACGCCAUCCUGAAUUCCGUGCAUAUGCAAGAUUGAAACCCGACUUCCAAGCCUUGCAAGCUUGUAUAUAG